Molecule: messenger RNA, 2040 nt
Organism: Penicillium cataractarum
Lineage: Eukaryota; Fungi; Ascomycota; Eurotiomycetes; Eurotiales; Aspergillaceae
Gene: rex3
Product: putative RNA exonuclease Rex3
Exons: 1
Coding region: 1-2040 (679 amino acids)
Cellular component (GO): nucleus
Molecular function (GO): exonuclease activity; nucleic acid binding
Source: RefSeq, a predicted model, not a curated record
AUGUUCACGACGCUUGGCCUAUUUGCAGGGGUGGCUUGUCCACAAGGAGAGCACUGCACUCUUUUGACUUGCAUGUUCUUCCACACUCGCAGUGCCCCUAGUGUCAGCAAGCCCGCUUCUGGCAUCGAGACAACAACAGAAAUCGUCCACGCCCCUCAGAAGAAGCUCAAAACUCAAGAGAGCAUCUCCUCGACGGUACCAUCGAUUUUGUCCGAUAGUGUGCGUCUCAAGGAAGCAGCAAAUGCCUCAGCCUCGACAUCGUCACCAAGCCAGCGACUACUGCAGCGAACCUCGGAUCAAAGUGGCAGCCAAACUCCUGCUCCUCCUCAGGGGGCAUCAACUUCGCCAUCACGCGCAACCCCUACCCCUCAAAAGCGAGAACCGUCAAGUAUUUCAGCCACUCCUCAACCCACAUCAUCCCAGCUUCCCCCUCGCAAGGUGCGAAAGGAAAGUCUCAAUCCUCGCAUGAUGACGAAGGCUCCCGCUCCUCAUGCAACUCGGACUGCAAUUCUUACCAAACUGCAUUCCGUCAUGGUCUCGAAGAAUGAGAAGCUAGCCAAGAGCAAUGAUAGCUUAAACAAGUGCUUCGUCUUGACGAGCGAUGAGUUGGUGACGAUGGCAUUGGAUGCGGAGGAAGAAGUCGCAAAAGGCACCCCGGGCGUCUACUCCAAUGUGAUCAAGCUUCGGAUUGUGAAACUGACGAAAAUGAGCUCGGAGGAAUGGGGGAAGGAGGUCAUGGAGCAUCUCAAUACUAGGUACUACAAAGUACCUACAGUCGCCCCAACACCGGAGGCUCCAAACCGGAUCGAGACGGGUCUCACUCCCAAGCAAGAGAUCGCUCUGGUUCAAAGACUGAUCACUCCCUUGAAUGGUCUCGAGGAAUUUGGUUAUGUCACAAAAGCGCCUACCGUGACAGAUAUUGAGAUGGCCAAUCAGGGCGCCAUUGAUUCAAAGGGCUGGGAGAAGUGUGAGCGCUGUGAAAGUCGCUUUCAGGUUUUCCCCGGUCGUCGUGAGGACGGUGCGUUGACGACGGGUGGUCAAUGUACUUAUCAUCCCAAUCGACCUCUCGUUCCGCCUCGCAAGAAGACGGACAAUUACACGGGUUCUUCAGAUCCCUAUUUCCCUUGUUGCGGUGAAUCUAUCGGGGCAUCAGUUGGCUGCACUAAAGGUGCACACCACGUGUUCAAAAUCUCAGAGCCCAAACGCCUUGCCUCUAUUCUUCAGUUUGAAAUGACCCCUCGACAAUCGGACAAAGGCGUCCUGGAGCCAGUAUCCUUCGACUGCGAGAUGGGCUACACAACACAGGGUCUGGAGUUGAUUCGUCUCACUGCUGUCAGCUGGCCUGAAGGCCGUGAGCUUCUCGAUAUUCUCGUCAAGCCGAUUGGCGAGGUUUUGGAUCUCAACUCGCGAUUCUCGGGUGUAUACCCCGAGCACUUUGCUAACGCCGUACCUUACGGCACCCUUGAUUCCAUCUCGAAGUCUGCUCCUCAAUCGGGUCAAGGAGAACAACAAAAGAAGCCGAUGCAGGUAGUCGAGUCGCCCGCCGCAGCUCGGGAACUACUCUUCCAGUUCCUUCAGCCUGAAACCCCCUUAAUCGGUCAUGCUAUCGACAACGACCUCAAUGUCUGUCGAAUCAUUCAUCCAACCAUCAUCGACACGGUCAUCUUGUAUCCGGCACCAAGGGGCGGUCUACCCAAUCGCAUGAGCCUCAAGACCCUCUCUCGCAAAUUCCUAUCGCGUGAAAUUCAGACCGGUGGCGCCAAGGGCCAUGAUUCCAAAGAGGACUCCAUUGCGACAGGCGACCUGGUGCGUGCCCAGGUCCGCGACUCGUGGAAGAAUUACAAACACCAUGGUUGGCGUUUUGAGGGGGAUGAGAUGGUGUCGCCACCCAAUCAGGAGAAUUACUACGUCAACAGGCAGGGACUAUACGUCCCCGGAGAGGGACCGCACGGUCCUAUCCGUCCCAUGGGACGGCACAUUGAAUCUGGAGGCGCUGGGCAGAAGAGGAAGCAACCGGCUCCAGCUGAUAGCGCUGCAUAG